UAUCAAGUAUACCGGACUAAGAUGGAUUAUAAGCAGAUGGUAUUAUGCGGUGUGCUGGCUGUAGCACUGAUGACAUCGGUUGCCAUGACAGCUCCUCUGGAACUCUGGGAGAUCGCUGCCUUGGAUGACCUCUUGGACGAAGCCUACGCAGAAGCAAUAGCAGAAAUGGACAGUGGAAGCGUGAGCAAAAGAUCGUCAUGGAACUAUUGCCGACAUCACGUGACUGGGAAGAUGUGUAAAUGUUCAUCACUGUUUGGUCUAUCAACACGAAGAUAUUUCGAAUGCGAAGCUCCACCAUACCUUAACAACCCUUGGAACAGAAUAACACGCAACUGGUGAUGUUAUCACUACGUCAUAUGUUAUCAUCUUGGUGUAUUAUAUAUAUUUAUAUCUUGGCUAUGAGUAAUUUUAUCCACCUUCGUAAGAUUAUAUAUGUUCUUGUUGUUUUCAAUAUAUUCUCCGAUCAACAAUUUGAAUCUUUUCUUUCCUCUGUACCAUUGCCGUACUUAAGUAGUGUUUCUGUGUAUACUAGAAAGAAAAAGAUGGCGGAAUUCGAGGCACGGGGAUAACAUAUAUAAUUUCGAAUUUCCAUCCCAACUCUCUCCCUUUUCUCCCACACUCAUUCAUUUCACUUUCUAAAUAAUCUGCAUAUCAUUGUCUUAUUUCUCUUUUGUCUCAUCUUUUAAUUCCUUUCUUUCUGAUCUUUGUCAUAAUACACUGCAAAAACUCUGGUGUUGCCCGGCCCGGAAUCUAUAUAUG
This is a messenger RNA of Lytechinus variegatus (green sea urchin), 759 nucleotides long. RefSeq lists its product as uncharacterized. The record is from RefSeq and is a predicted model, not a curated record. Bases 22 to 339 code for a protein of 105 amino acids. The transcript is spliced from 3 exons. NCBI's taxonomy places the organism in Eukaryota, Metazoa, Echinodermata, Echinoidea, Temnopleuroida, Toxopneustidae.